AUGACAUCGCUCUCCUUGUCCCUCAGCCCACCAGCCUUAGUCCAGCUCCACGAUGCCCUGAUAUGUCUGUCCAAAUUCAGCGAAACAGUCUCCAUUGAAGCAGAGCCUGAUCUCCUCCGCCUGAGUGCGCUCAAUUCCACUAAGACGGGGUUUGCCUCCUUUGCCUUUGAGAAAGAGGUUUACUUCCAGUCGUAUUCUUUUGAGGCUGGCGGUGAUGGUCGCGGUGUUUCGAUGGAUCGGUUCUUUUGUCAGAUCUAUAUUAAGGCAAGUGUAGCACUUUUGUCAAUUUUCCGUGGUCGAAUUGACAGGAAUAAGGAUACGGCCGUUGAACGAUGUGAUAUGGAAUUGCAUGAAGACCUGCAGCAGACUGAAUGUAGAUUGACAGUGAAGAUGAUCUGUGGGCUUGGGGUGAUUAAAUCAUAUAAGCUCACCUACGAGCCAGCGGCAGUCCAGCAUGCGGUUUUCGAUAAGUCUAAAGCAACUAGCAUGUGGGCUGCUGAUCCGCGAUUCCUUAAGCAGGUCGUUGAGCAUUUCAGUCCAUCUGCUGAGCAGCUGGAUAUGUACUCUGAUUCCGGCAAGGCUGUGUUUACGAGUUUUACAACGAAGAUCACGGAGGGAAAAGAGGUGCUAAAGCACCCGGUGCAUACAUCGGUAGCAGCAGAUAAGCGCGACUUCCAGGAAUACUGGGUCGAAGAGAACAUGCAUGUCGCGAUCAACCUGAAAGAUUUCAAAGCUGUCGUCGCCCACGCCGAAACAGCAAAUGCCACUGUGACAGCACGGUAUACCCGGCCCUGCAAACCUCUCCAACUGGCGUAUUCAUUCGAAGGCAUCACUGCAGAGUUCACGGUCAUGACCCGCGGCCAAGCGGAUGGUGAAGACGUCCCGACAUCCUCGCGAGCGACAAUCCCGCGACAAACACCCGCGCCUGUCGCGACAUCAGUAGCUAGGCCUCGGCCGUCGGCAACUGUCAGUAUGGAGAUGCUGCCGCCACCACCACCACGGAGCAGAUCGAUUCGUCCUCUGAAUGGAUCGUCUACGCAGGAAAACCUGAGUCAGAGAGCUAGCACGAAUCAGCCAUUGGCGUCUGGUCUUUCGAUGGAAUUCGAUGCUCUCUUCGUGCCUGCUGACGAUGAUAGAGAGUGGGAUGAAAUGAAUGAAGAAGAGGAGCCACAAGAUAUUCUCGGGUGGGAUGCGUCCGGAACGCAGGAUGCAUUCGGGGCAUCUAUCCGCGACGCAGAGCCAACCUUGGCAAGGCAGGAUGCAUCUCGAUCCGACGAGCAGGACGAUGAAAUGGGUCUUCCACCGACACAACGAUUAUCCCAGGUUCGCCGAUAUGGUCUCUUCGACUGA
Messenger RNA from Penicillium bovifimosum, 1350 nucleotides. RefSeq lists its product as uncharacterized. The record is from RefSeq and is a predicted model, not a curated record. Gene Ontology annotation, cellular component: checkpoint clamp complex. The transcript is spliced from 7 exons. Bases 1 to 1350 code for a protein of 449 amino acids. Gene Ontology annotation, biological process: cellular response to ionizing radiation; mitotic intra-S DNA damage checkpoint signaling; DNA replication checkpoint signaling. Lineage: Eukaryota; Fungi; Ascomycota; Eurotiomycetes; Eurotiales; Aspergillaceae.